Molecule: messenger RNA, 3207 nt
Organism: Aureobasidium musti
Lineage: Eukaryota; Fungi; Ascomycota; Dothideomycetes; Dothideales; Saccotheciaceae
Source: the annotation of a GenBank genome assembly
AUGCAGCUCACAUCUGCCACUCUCCUCGUGGCCGGCCUGGCCGCCCAGCAGGCUUCUGCUCAUUUCCCAUGGGCUAUUGAUGCCGGCAAGUUCAGCACUUGCAGCAACGCUGACACCCAGUGUUCAGCAGAGCAACACCAAGGCUACGACUGGGCUGGCCUUACCAUUGGCCACCCUGUUACUAGCUUCGGUGCUAACACCUUCUCUGGUGGCUGGACUUGCAACAGCAUCAAGUCGAAGCGUGAUGAACUGACCAAGCGCACUUUCAACAGCAAGUGUGUCUCUGGUAAGCUCCCUGCUUGGGGUUCUUUCGGCUCUUCAUCCAACCACGGCGCUGGUAGCCUUUCCAUUGGAUGCAGCGGCGAAAAGAACAAGUUCUCCAUCUCUGAGAUGCACAUCUCCUCCACCUACGACACUCACGUUGACUGCCACUACAACAUGCCUGAUGGCUCUAUUUGCAAGCAGAACGUUCCUUGCAGCGCUGGUGGUUCCAUUAUCAAGAACACUCAGUGUGGUGGUGCCAUCUCUGUCUCUUUCGCUCACGGCAAGCCCAGCUCUGGUAGCACUAGCUCUAACAAGGGUGACUGCAACCUCAACAUCCACUCCGUCGGCUUUGCUUGCGGCUCUGGCUCGUCUUCUACCAGUGUCUCUCUCCCCUCGUCGGUCUUCACUCCAUCUUCUUCAGCUGUCUACUCUUCUUCCGAGUUCCUGUCUUUCAGCACCGCCUCACCUGAGACCACAUCAUCUGAGAUGGGCUCUGUUGUCCCCGAGACCAUUUCAGUUGAGCUCCCUUCCACCACUCCAUCGUCCGUCGACUCUGUCAGCAGCACCGUCGCCGUCUCAAGCGGCAGCAUCGUGACUGCCACCCAGCCUACUGGUGAUAACAGCGCUCCCUCCACUCUCAGCAGCACCGAAGUUUCUCCCCAAUCGUCGGUCGUUCCUUCCGUUCCCGUUGGUACUGGUCUUUACCCCUCAGGAUCGGUCCCUGUCGGCACUGGUUACUUCCCUUCCUCAGCUGCUAGCUCUGUCAUUCCCGUUGGCACUGGAUCGAGCCCCUCAUCAAGCGCUGGUCUCUACGGCAACAGCACUGUUUCAUCUGCUUCGACCUCGUCCGCCGCCAGCCCUGCACCUUCUGCAGACUGCCCAGGAACUACUUACCUCCACAACACCAACUGCGCCAACAACGCCGAUGCAGACUGCUACUGCAAAGAUGAGGACUUCAUCAACAGCGUUUACCAGUGUAUCGAUGCUUACGGUGGUUCGGAUGAGAACGUUUCUCAGGCUAUGUCCUACAUGGUCGGUAUCUGUGCAAAGGCUAUCCCUUCCAACCCUGCCAUUGUCACCGCUGUCCCCUCGAGCAUUGAUAUUCAGCCUUCAUCGUCGACUGUCAACGCUGCCACCGGUUCAUUGACCUCUGCAGUACCUACCUCGGAUGUUCCUUCAGGAUCAGUUCCUGCCAGCUCCGCCACCGACUCAAUCGUUUAUGUCACCGACGUCGUUAAGAGCACUCUGACCACAUGCCCUGUCGGCCACACUAUCACCGCUUCUGGCAGCACCACAGUCUUGACUGCACCAUCGGUUAUCGCUACUGAGAUUACCACCAAGUCGACCAUCACUGCUUCGAUCAUCUCUUCAGUUACUGGCGCCCUUCCUUCGGGCGAAUCUGCUUACGAGACCUCGCCCGUUCAGACUUCGCCUUCAGGUGCUUCUCCUUCCGAGGCUUCACCUGCUGAGACUUCAUCUGCAUCUGUCCACGUCCAGGUUCCUCACACCGUAACUCUGUUCAGCACUCAGAUUGCCACCAUUACCUCGUGCGCCCCUGAAGUCACUGAUUGCCCAGCAUCUAAGAAGACAUCUUUGAUCUCAACUGGCGUCAGCACCAGCAACAUCUGGAUCCCUGUCACCUCUGCUCAAGAGACUUCUCCUGCCUCCUCUGCCCAGGAAACCUCGCCUGCUCAAGCCACUUCCGCAGCUGCUUCAUCAGGUGUUGUUUCUGGUGUCUCAUCUGGUGCUAUCUCAUCUGGUGUCGAGAUGUCUUCGGCCUCAAGCCCUGCUUCUUCUGGUGCUUACGAGACCUCGCCCGCUGAGACCACUCAGGCUCCCUCGGUCCCCAAGACUGUCACCCUCUUCAGCACCAAGGUCGAUACCAUCACCAGCUGCGCUCCUGACGUCACAAAUUGUCCGGCCAGAACUUCAACUUCUCUGAUUGCAACCGGUGUUACCACUGCUCCUCAGUCUUACGAGACCGGCGCUGUUCCCGCUUCUUCGGCACCUGCUGUUCCUGAGGUCCAGAGCACUGUUAUUGUCACUGAUGUCGUCAAGACCACCGUUACCACAUGUCCUGCCGGCGAAACUAUCACCGCCUCAGGCAGCGCCACUGUUUUGACUGCUCCUAGUGUUAUCACCUCUCAGAUCACCAUCAAGAGCACCAUCUCGACCACCGUUCUUGCUCAGACCCAGACCGUCGUCUCACCCGGAUCUUCUUCAGCUGAUGCUGUCAUGCCAUCAUCUGCUGCCAUGACUUCGGCACCCGCAGGUCCCAAGACUCUGACUAUCUACUCUUCAGUUGUGGCUACCAUCACCUCGUGUGCCCCUGACGUUACAAACUGCCCUGCAUCUUCCACAGUCGAGUCGACUUCAUUCUACGCCGUCGGUACCACUGUCUCAGAGAUGUCUAGCGUUCCCGCUGUGACUGGGCCUUCAGAGGCUGCCCCUGCAACCACUGCUCCAGCAGUUGUUACCAGCAGCGCUACCCAGCCUAUGACCACCAUCACCUACUCUUCUGAGCUCGUGGUUCCUGCCACUUACACCGCCGGUGAAUCUCAGGGUGCCACUAUCCCCAGCUCCAAGAUCACCUCGACCAUCCACAAGACCCUCACCGUUCCCCAGGUCCAGUUCAUCACUGAGACUGUUGGCGGCAAGCCCACUGUUGGUCUUACCUACCCUUCGGCCGUUCCUGCCACCACCACUCCUGAGGUCAUGCCUACAAGCCCCGUUGCAGGUGCUGCUACUCCCGCAGUCUCUGCACCUGCAGGCUCUGCUGCCAGCUCAGGCUUUGCUCCCAAGUCUUCUACUCUGGCUAGCACUUACAACAUUCCUGCUAUGCCUACCGGUAGCCCCAUAUCCUACACUGGAGCUGGUGCCAAGGUCGGUGGCUCGCUCGCUGGCCUCGGUCUCGCUGCCGUUGCUGCCAUUCUUGUUCUGUAA